Messenger RNA from Arabidopsis lyrata subsp. lyrata, 2638 nucleotides. RefSeq names its product B3 domain-containing protein REM12-like. Gene Ontology annotation, molecular function: DNA binding. The transcript is spliced from 8 exons. Lineage: Eukaryota; Viridiplantae; Streptophyta; Magnoliopsida; Brassicales; Brassicaceae. The record is from RefSeq and is a predicted model, not a curated record. The coding region runs from base 735 to 2540 and encodes 601 amino acids.
GUGCGGCUAGUUAAAUCUGCCACGACACCAUAAAUAUCUAUAUAAUCAAAAUUCCCAUUUUUCUUUUUUUUGGACUAUCCCGAAUCUAGCCGAACUAAACUUGAAAAUCAAUAUAGUCUAAGCAGACUAAGUUCAAAAAAUCCGAUUUUUUCGAAUUUAUAUAUCUAUACUUGAUCCCAAUAUUUUUAAAGGUCAUAUCGGGCAUGACUGUGAUCCUAAUUGACAUUCACACUAAUCAUACUAAUAAUCUUAUAAAUUGUAGUAAUAUUUAUCGUUCUCACUAGUCUAGUACCCUUUUCGUUUACCAUACUCUUUUACAUUUUUUCAGUAUUUCGUACCGCUAAAAAGUUUUAAUCCAUUUGAAUGAUCUUAUACAUAUCUUUUUUAAAAAAUGUCUAUUUGGGAUGAUUUAAUUAAUGAAAUGUUUUAUUUAAAAAAAAAAAAAAAAAACUAAACCCAGGCCAAACCGAAUAAACCGACAACCCAAAAGCUUUAACCGGUUCAACUUCUCAUCCGAUAAACAAUUGACAAAGACAAACGCGCCGAGUUUUCGAAUUUUCCAAAACUUGUAAAUUGCUAUCACUAAGACUCAAAUCCCUGAGAAGAAGAACAAAAGUUGUGUUUUUUUCUCUGCCCUCAAAAAAAAACGAAGAGUCUUUUUCACCUGAGACAGCAAUUUCUAGGGUUUCCGAUUCUUCUCGAAGCUUACGCACUGUGGAAAGUGGGUUUGAGAGAUGGUCUUAAAUUUUUCAGAGUUAGGACCUAAUUGCUGUGAGAAUCGAGACUUACCAGCUCCAAGCAGCAACAAUGAUCAGAACAAGACCGGUGAUAUUUCGAGGAAGAAGCAUCAGCGUCUAAGUACAGAAGAAGGUGAUUAUGAGGAAUACACCGAACAUGUGAGAAAGAAGAAAAUGAAGAGGAGCAAUACUGAAACAGAAUCUGAGGCUUCUUCAUCAGACCACUCUUGUUUUGUUGCCCUUGUCACAGCUUCGAAUCUACACAACGAUGCUCUGUAUCUUCCACAAGAUUUAACAAGAGUAAUUGGUCUUAAAAGAAACUGUCGUGAGAUUGUUGUAACAGAUGAAAGGGAAAGAUCAUGGGCAUUGGAUCUACGUUUCAACAAAUCAUUUAAUACUUUCUACAUAAGCCAAGGUUGGACAAGUUUCUGUGAUGAAAUCGGUAAAAAAGCAGGAAGCGUUUUUGUUUUUGAAUUAGUUGGAAACUGGGAAACUCCGGUGCUCAGUUUCUGUUCCGCUGAAGCUAUCAACGAGGGAAUACACGGAGACAAGAACAACAAAGACAAUUGUAUGGAGCUGAAGAGCAAGAAGAAGCGUAUGAGAUGUAGAGAUUCAACUUCACCAAGCCAAAACCGGUUUGUGACAUUAACACUUACUCAUGGCAACCUAAGAUUUUUUAGACGGCAUCUUCCAUUGUCAUUUGCAAGAGAUAAUGGCUUGGACAAACCUGGGAUGAUAACUUUGAUUGGCAAAGAUGGUACAAAGUGGGAGGCAAAUCUUCUACGGGAAAAAAGAGGAAUGAUGUGUAUCAGAAAAGGCUGGAAAGAUUUCGCUAUCGCAAACGGCUUAAAAAGCGGCGAAUCGUUCAUGUUGGAAGCAAUUUUGGAGAACGGAACUCCUAUGUUCAGUUUGGUCAGUACACAGUCCACAAGUGAUAGAAGCAAGCAAGGAGAGUGCUCAAAACAUAGCGAGAAAGAGUCGAUUUUUGUUGAACAUAGCAGUGGAAAAGAGACCAGGAAAGCCAUAAUCAACAGAGACGUGAGGAGAGACUCGUAUCCAGCAAGCCGGAACCCAUUCGUGACAUUAAGACUUACAUAUGACAACCUCAGAAAUAGUAGACGGAAUCUUCCAUUGUCGUUCACAAGAGAAAAUGGCUUGGACGAACCUGGGAUAAUAACUCUGGUUGGCAAUGAUGGUACAAAGUUGGAGGCAAAUCUUCUACGGGAAAACACAGGAAUAAUGUGUCUCGGAAAGGGCUGGAAAGAGUUCGCUAUGUCUAACGGCUUGAGGAGUGGCGAAUUGUUCACGCUGGAGGCAAUUUUGGAGAAUGGAAUUCCUAUGCUCAGUUUGGUCAGUACACAGUCCACAAGAUAUAGAAGCCAGGAAGGAGAGUGCGCAAAAGAUAGCGAGAAAGAGUCGAUUUCUACAGUACCUAGCAAAGGAAACAAGAAGAGGAAAGCCACGAGCAAGAGAGAGGAGAAGAGAGACUCGUCUUCAGCAAGCCAAAAUCGAUUUGUGACAUUCACACCUGAAGAUAUCAGAGACUGUAUACUAAUUCUUCCAGGUCAAUUCAUGAAUGCUAAUGGCAUCAACAAGCUAGGGAUGAUAACUUUGUUGGGUCAAAACAAAAUGAAGUGGUUUGCAUAUCUAAUGUCAAAAGAUGGAAUUUUGGCUUUGGGAUCUGGUUGGAAGGGCUUCUGUGAGGCUAAUGGCGUUAAGACAGGAGAGUCAUCCACUUUGGAAUACAUUGAUGAACAAGACACAACUCCUGUGCUUAAAUUCUGUUCCAACUCCGUAGAGUAAAGACCAAAAAGUUUUAAUUAAAACCCUUUUUUGUUUGUUAAGUUAAAAACAGUAUGUAUGUUAUAAUGGCUAUAUGAUUAUGAACUUGUGAUUUUUUU